AUGAAGACCUUCCUGCUCACGGUGGAAAGCGACGGCGGUAGUUGCAAGACAUUGUGCAGUCGUUCAAUAUAUACGAGCUUCUUAUUCAACUUUACGCGUGAUUGUUUAUUGCAGGCCCUUUUCGCGGCAGUUGCCAUCGCCGCACCUAAAAACAAGAGAGACGUGUCUCAUUUGUUCAAAGGCAGCAAUGGGUACCUGCCACCUCAACAAUUACAACAGCACGAACAUCAUCACCAGCAGGCACAGCACGAACAUCAUCACCAGCAGCCACAGCCCCAACCAAACAACCAAUACCUCAGCCCCGUCGGCCAAGCUCCUGUACCAGAUAAGCAGUUUCUUAUGCUGCCAUCCACCAACUACGGUGUGCCUUUUAAUGCUGCCCAAGCUCCCGCACCAUCUGCCCCAGUGACUUCCUUCGCAAUCCGUAAUGUACAGCAGGCAUCUGCUCAUGUUGUCCAGCAGGCUCCCGCUCCUCAGGAGCACCACGCUCCAGCUUCUGCGCCACACAAGAGUUACGGAGUUCCAUUUAUGCAUCAGGCCCCAGCUCCAAUGGUUCAUCAGGCUCCGGCUCCAGUAGCCCAACAAUCUUCAGCCCCAAUUGUUCACCAGGCUCCAGCUCCGGUCGUUCACCAGGCUCCAGCUCCGGUUGUUCACCAGGCUCCAGCUCCGGUUGUUCAUCAUGCUCCAGCUCCGGUUGUUCAUCAGGCUCCAGCUGAAGCUGUUCAUCAAGCACCAGCUCCAGUACCACACCAAGUUUACGGUGCUCCAGUUGCCCAGCAGGCCUCAUAUGUGCACCAGGCUUCGGUCCAGCAGGCUUCAGUCUACCAACCACAAGCCCAAGUUAUGCACCAGGCUCCAGUCCAGCAGGCUUCAUACUACCAACCCCAAGCUACAGCUGUACACCAGGCUCCAGUUCAGCAGGUUCCAGCUUAUCAACCCCAGGCUCAGGUUGUGCACCAGGCUCCAGUCCAGCAAGCUCCAGCCUACCAAACCCAAGCCCAAGUUGUACAUCAGGCUCCAAUCCAGCAGGCUCCAGUCCAGCAGGCUCCAGUUCACCAACCUCAAGUAUACCAAUCCCAACCCCAAGCUAUAUACCAGUCUCAAGUAUACCAACAACAGGCCCCAGUUAUGCACCAAGUUCUAGAUCAAGAGCAGUUGGUCUUUGACGCCCCAGUUCAGUCGAUCGAGGUUUCCGAAAAGCACUCGGUUGAGCAUAUUCCCGCUGCUCCCCAUCACCACGUUGAACACGUUCCCACUGCUCCUCAGAACUACGUUGAUCAUGUUCCCCAGCAUCACGUUGAGCACAACUCUGUCACCGUUGAGUCCCAUAACAAUGAAUACCAAUACACUCAACAGCAGACUGACUCCAACGGUGGAUACAUCUAUUAGAAAACUUUAUUAUCUUUACGAGUGAAUGAUAGAUCGAGUGUAACAUAUAUUUCUAAGCCAUUACUUAGA
Phymastichus coffea is the source of this 1458-nucleotide messenger RNA. RefSeq lists its product as uncharacterized. The transcript is spliced from 4 exons. The coding region runs from base 1 to 1389 and encodes 462 amino acids. NCBI's taxonomy places the organism in Eukaryota, Metazoa, Arthropoda, Insecta, Hymenoptera, Eulophidae. The record is from RefSeq and is a predicted model, not a curated record.